AAAGUUGGUCUUUUAAUCAAUGGUUUAAAUAACGCAGGAAAUCAAAUUAAUCACCUGAAAGCAAUUAAAAUUAAUCCAAAAGAAUUGGAUGAUCUUCCAUACGGAGAAAUAAAACUUUGUGCAGGAAAAUCUAUAGUGAAAAAAUUAUAUCGAGGAAAUAAUGUUGCAUGCAAACCUACAAAUGUUGUAGACAAUGGGACGUCUUUUUCACGACCUGUACAACAGAUUACCGCAGCAUUACCUGG
This is a messenger RNA of Dentiscutata erythropus, 245 nucleotides long. The record is from the annotation of a GenBank genome assembly. Lineage: Eukaryota; Fungi; Glomeromycota; Glomeromycetes; Diversisporales; Gigasporaceae.